Messenger RNA from Sander lucioperca (pikeperch), 1266 nucleotides. Its product is annotated as zinc finger protein 853-like. Gene Ontology annotation, cellular component: nucleus. The record is from RefSeq and is a predicted model, not a curated record. Gene Ontology annotation, biological process: regulation of transcription by RNA polymerase II. The transcript has 3 exons. Gene Ontology annotation, molecular function: DNA-binding transcription factor activity, RNA polymerase II-specific; RNA polymerase II cis-regulatory region sequence-specific DNA binding. The coding region runs from base 237 to 1130 and encodes 297 amino acids. NCBI's taxonomy places the organism in Eukaryota, Metazoa, Chordata, Actinopteri, Perciformes, Percidae.
UCUGAACACUUCUUCCACUUCUGUUUUAUUCCGAUUUUUCUGAAAAGAACAUCACUGGUUAGAUUUAAAACCAGUAUUUAGGCCUCCAGUCCAGUAGGUGGCUGUAAAUCCACUCACUGAGCAUGCGCGCAAGACACUAACCCGGAAGUGUAGCUAGUAAACAACCAUACAGGACGGUUUCGGAGCGAACUUGUCCGGUUUUUAUCUUCAAACCGCCGCUAAAAAUUGCCGCUAAGAUGUCUAAAAUCGAGUUGCUGCGGCUGCUCAUCACCCAGCGGCUCACCGCCGCCGCGGAGGAGAUCUUCGGGGUGUUUGGGAGAACCAUAGCCGAGUACGAGGAGGAGAUCUCCCGCUCCAAGCUGGAGAUCGACCGCCAGCGCCGGCUGCUGGAGCUCCGCAAGAAGCCGCAGGUCUCUCUCUCUCUGCGUGGGAACAGCUCGGCUCUGUGCGAGCCGCCUGACUGGAGCUCCGGUCUGGACCUGAACGACUUCAAUCCUCCGUCCAUUAAAGAGGAAGAGGAGGAGGAGGAAGAGGAGGAUCUGUGGCGGGACGAGACGGCGGGGCACAACGACGUCAAGUUCCUGUUGUUCCGGAGCGGAGGCGGAGGCGGCAGCGCCACAAACGAUCGGGACACCGAGCGCCUGGCGUCCUCGCUCUCCGACCCCGGCGGCCCGGAAGACGACUCGCCGCUGGACGCCCUGCCGGGCCCCCUGCCGGGCCCCUCGCUCUACCCCUCGGCCCCGCAGACUGGCGGCGAGGACCUGGGCGAGGACACCGGCGCCGACGCUUCAGGCAACGGCGGGCUGGACGGUGUCGACCCGGACGCCGCGCUGUCCGAGGUGGUGGACUCGUACAUCUGCACCGUCUGCGGCCGAGCGUUCGCCCAGCGCGCCGCCUGGGCCAAACACGUGCAGGUGCACCGCAAGGCGGACGCCAAGGCCGACAAGUCGUACACGUGUGACAUCUGCGGGAAGAGACUCACGCGCUUCGACGGCUACCAGAAACACCUGCGGAUUCACACGGGCGAGAAGCCGUACUGCUGCGACGAGUGCGGCCGCAGGUUCAGUGACAACUCCAACUACAAACGGCACAUUCGCACGCACGCCGUACAGAAAACGCCGCAGAGCUGAGGCUGCGGGACACGGACCGGAACAACGCAUUACGUAACAAUACAUCAAGAUGUAAUACGUUUACACUGCAUUAUGUAAUAACAACCGCAUUAUGUAAUAACACCCACGUUAUGUAAUAACCACAUUAUGUAAUAAC